Salarias fasciatus (jewelled blenny) is the source of this 1611-nucleotide messenger RNA. Its product is annotated as metalloreductase STEAP4-like. Gene Ontology annotation, cellular component: endosome; plasma membrane. Lineage: Eukaryota; Metazoa; Chordata; Actinopteri; Blenniiformes; Blenniidae. The coding region runs from base 1 to 1611 and encodes 536 amino acids. Gene Ontology annotation, biological process: copper ion import. The transcript is spliced from 10 exons. The record is from RefSeq and is a predicted model, not a curated record. Gene Ontology annotation, molecular function: cupric reductase (NADH) activity; ferric-chelate reductase (NADPH) activity.
AUGAAGGAGGAGGAAGAGCUUGUUGAGGUGACUGUUCCUGAUGGUGAAAGUGACAAUUCCCACCACUGUUUGAGAGACUUCAACAGCCAGAGACGAACUGCUGCUGCUGCUGUGGAAAUAUUCAGCGUGUUUGAAGAAACUGUGGUCCAGAACGAGAUGGAGGCUGAUGGUCAGCGCAGACACAGAACAGCGAGUAGCAUCAAGGAGAAGAUGAAGCCAGACGGCGUGAUGCUGCAUUCUCUGAACACUGCAGCCGUCCCGGAGCCAGAGCUGAUGUGCAUCUUUGGCACGGGGGAUUUGGGCCGCUCUCUGGGCCAGCGUCUGCUGCAGUCGGGGUACAGAGUGGUGUACGGCAGCCGCAGACCAAACACCUGUGGCCCUCUGCCUCCCGGAGCUCAGGCGAUGACCCACGCAGCAGCCGCCCAGUCUGCGAGCCUCAUCUUCGUUUGUGUUCAUAGAGAGCACUACGGGUUCAUGGAGAUAAUGCAGAAUCAACUUCAAGGAAAGGUGCUGGUGGACCUCAGCAACAACCCGAAGAAAGGCAUGUAUCCCGAAGCCAACGCCAUCUACUUACAAAGGCUGGUCCCCCACGCUGCUGUGGUGAAAGGCUUUAACACACUCUCUUCCUGGGCCCUGCAAAAUGGACUUCUGGCCGGGAAACAGGUGUACCUGUGUGGGGACAAUGCCGAGGCGAAGUGUGCGGUGGCGGAGACGGCCACCAGACUGGGCCUCACAGUUCUGGACAAAGGGUCUUUGUCGGCAGCCGGAGAGCUGGAGGACUUCCCGCUGCGGCUGUUCUCGGAGUGGAAGAUCCCUCUGUGUGUGGCUGUGGGCCUCACCGCCUUCUUCUACUUCUAUCUGCUCAUUAGAGAUGUCAUUUAUGCGUAUGUUGAGAAAAGUAGCGACAUCUCCUACAGAAUCAUGAUGUCCCUGGGCAAUGAGGUGUUUCCGAUUGUGUCCCUCAUUAUGCUCGCUCUCUGUUACCUGCCCGGCAUUAUAGCAGCUUUCUUUCAGCUCUACAGAGGGACCAAAUACAGCCGUUUCCCUAACUGGCUGGACCGCUGGAUGCUGUGCAGGAAGCAGAUGGGUCUGGUUGCACUCGGCUUUGCUUUUCUUCAUGCCGUCUACACAUUUGUCAAGCCCCUUCGUUAUAACGUCAGGUACAACCAAAUCGCGAAAGCAGCGGCGCAGACGAAGAACAAUGAAAUCACCCCAUUUGAUAACACCGAAGCGUGGAGCGAUGACUCACUUUUAGUGCUGGGCAUCCUGGGUUUCUUCCUCUUUGUCCUGCUAGGACUAACAUCAUUGCCCUCAGUGGGAGGCUCUCUCAGCUGGAGAGAGUUCAGCUUCGUUCAGUCGAAGCUGGGGUACCUGACGCUCUUCAUAUGCACGGCACACGUCUACAUUCGCGGCUGGAAUAAAUUCCUGAAGAUCAGCACCUACAAGUGGUACACUCCUCCGGGCUACAUGCUGUGCCUGAUCGUGCCCUCCGUGGUGCUGGUGCUCAAGCUGCUCCUGCUUCUGCCCUGCAUGGAUCGCACCCUCACCCGGAUCCGGCAGGGCUGGGAGAGGACCAAAGCCAAGGAGGUGAUGGGCGUCACCAACCUGUGA